UUUACUGGAGUUGAUGCGUGGUGUUCUGUAGCGUCUCCCACGGCUAUCCUUUCCUCUACUCGGGAAACCUCUCCUACUCGUCAGAAUCAAUGCGAAGCAGCAGCGAGGAGCGCAUUGAUGCUGUGCGGUCUGUAGCUUUCUAUUCUCUGGAGAACAAGGACUAAACUCUCUGUUACACCUUUCUUCUUGCAUAGCUCUUCUGUGCAACGGAGAAGACGGACAACAUGAUUUGCUUUAUCUUCGUGGUCCUAUGUGGAUUGUCUGGCAGUGCACUCGCAAAAGGUAAAGUGGAGAGGGAGCCUAAGGGGAAGUUCAGUGUUCCAGUUCUGGAUGUGAAGAGUCGACACCUAGUCCUGGAGGCCAACCAAACGCUGACGAUCCACUGCAGGGGUCGGUGGGAGCUGUCGUGGGUAUUCCCUGGAGGUGUGGCCAGAGAUAAGGAGAGUGUGCAAUUGGAGGAUUCUCGCUGUGGGAGGCAGAGCCAGCAUUACUGCAGCCAACUGAUUCUUAGCUCCGCCCAGGCCCAGCACACAGGAUCGUUCCGGUGUCGGUACAGCCAUCGGACCCGCAGGCAGAGCGCUGUCUACGUCUAUGUCACAGACAGACAGCAGCCAUUUGUGGAGAAGCAAAAUGACAGUCCAGAUGUGGUGUAUAUGAAGGAGAGCCAGCCACUGGUGUUCCCCUGUAGGGUCACCAACCCUGACGCCACCGUCUCAUUGGUCAAGUUCCCUGACCGUGAGUUGACCCCAGACCAGAGGAACAUAGUGUGGAACAGCAGACAGGGCUUCCUCAUCCGCAGUCCCACCUACUUCUACAUCGGCCUGUUCUCCUGCAAGACCACUGUCAACGGGACCACACACUCCCUCAGUUACCUCACACACAGACAAGUGAAUAAGAUCAUGGAUGUGUAUCUGAACAGUACCAGUCCAGUCCAGGCUUUACAGGGGGAGAGUCUGGCCAUCAACUGUACUGUCACUGCAGAGUGGAACAGCAGAGUGUCCAUCAGCUGGGACUACCCCGGGCAGGCAAACAGGGCAGCCAUAAUUAGUAGGCGGAUCAUGGCCAGUAAAACUCACAUGGUAUUCUACAGUAUUCUGUCCAUCCCUCAACUCCACCGCUCUGACAGAGGGCUCUAUAUCUGCCGAGUGACCAGUGGUCCGGUCAGCCGAGAGACUAACGUAUCUGUCACAGUCUACGACCGUCCGUUUAUCCGUCUGACGCCCAGACAAGGGGCUGUAGUGGAGGCUCAUGCAGGACAGAAGUCCUACCGACUCUCGCCCAAACUACGGGCCUUCCCUGCCCCAGUGAUCAUCUGGUUGAAGGAUGGGAAGGUAGCAGCAGAGCAGUGUUCCCGUUACCAUGUGGAUGAGAAUUCCCUAGUGAUCCGGGAUGUGGCGGAGGAGGAUGCAGGGAAGUACACUAUCCUGGUGGGAAUCCAGGAGCACGGACUCUACCAAAACCUAACGCUCUCUCUGGUGGUCAACGUGAGUCCUGGGAUAGAGGAGAAGGCAGUGUCAUUGCAGGACCCAGGUAGUGUCCCGCGGGGCAGCAGACAAGCCCUGCACUGCACCUCCCACGGAGUCCCCCCUCCUCACAUCGCCUGGCUCUGGCACCCCUGCACCCCCAAAGGCCUGUGCGUGCGUCCUCCAUCCUCCUCACUGUGGAGCCCCCAGCACGUCCACACACAACCACAUCAUACACACAGACAGGAAGUGCUCCAGGGGAAGAAUAAGACUGUGGGGAUUUUGAUGGUUGCUGAGGCAUUUGUGUCCGGAGUGUAUCACUGGAUUGCCUCUAACUCUGUGGGCAAGGAUGAACUGGACAUGCCCUUUUAUAUUACAGGUACAGUACAACGACAUCGCACCAACAUACUGGAGGAGCCAAGUGAGGGAGGAGACCUACACCUCACUUGCAUAGCCAAUAAGCACCUGUACACCAAGUUGUCAUGGCAACUGGUGACUGACACAGCAAAGGCCACACCCCCGAACCCCUCCCUGGGUGGUGAACUGUCUUCAGGAGAGUUCUCUGACACUCUGUGUCUGUUGCUUAGCAACCUGACGGCGGGGGAUUCUGGAACCUACUACUGCUUCGCACAUCACCUGCUGAAGGGACAGAACACACACCUGGACACACAGGUGGACAUUGCAGUACUGAAGACUCCAGUGCUGUUACAGACUGUCAGCAGCUCAGUGACACUCAGCUGCCCCGCCCACGGCGUGCCACACCCCCUCAUCACAUGGUACAAGGACCAACACCCUCUACUGCAUGGCUCAGGUAUCGUCAUAGCACCAGGAGGUGGGACCCUCCACAUUGACCGAAUCACAGUGGAGGAACAGGGUCUGUACAACUGCCAGUCUACCAAUGAGAGAGGCUCUGCUGUGGGCUCCGCCUACAUCUGGGUUCACAAGGGCCUGUCUCUGGAGAUCCCUACUCUCACCUGUACCUGUCUGCUGCUCACUCUCUUCAUACAUAAACUCAAACAGGCAGAGUACCUGUCAAUCAUCCUGGACCAGGAGGAGGGGCCUCUGGAGGAGCAGUGUGAUAGACUACAGUAUGACCCCGGCCAAUGGGAGUUCCCCAGAGACCGCCUCAAACUGGAGAAACCUCUGGGCCGUGAGGCCUUUGGAAAGGUCAUGCAGGUGUCCGCCUUUGGCAUCGACAACUCUACAGGCUGCAGGACUGUGGCUGUCAAGAUGCUCAACGAGGGGGCUACUCCCAGUGAGCACAAGGCUCUGAUGACAGAACUGACAAUCCUGAACCACAUCAGUCACCACCUGAAUGUGGUCAACCUGCUGGGAGCCUGCAUCAAGGCAGGGCCUCUGAUGGUCAUAGUGGAGUGCUGUAGGCACGGAAACCUCCCCACCUACCUGAAGAGCAAGAGAGACAUGUUCCUGCUCAACAGUGUGUCUCCAAGUCUCCUCUGCUCCUGGAGGAUCUCAUCUCCUACAGGUUCCAGGUGGCUCGAGGCAUGGAGUUCCUCUACUCAUAGAGAGACUAUGGCUUGAGUAUAACUGGUGUGUGCAUGUCUGUAGUUACUGCACCAUGUUGGCGUGCUGGGAGGCUAACCCCUCAGACCGCCCCACUGGCCUACUGGAAACACUGUGAGACCUGCUGGAGG
Molecule: messenger RNA, 3118 nt
Organism: Coregonus clupeaformis (lake whitefish)
Lineage: Eukaryota; Metazoa; Chordata; Actinopteri; Salmoniformes; Salmonidae
Product: vascular endothelial growth factor receptor 1-like
Biological process (GO): protein phosphorylation; vascular endothelial growth factor receptor signaling pathway
Cellular component (GO): plasma membrane
Molecular function (GO): vascular endothelial growth factor receptor activity; ATP binding
Source: RefSeq, a predicted model, not a curated record